Panicum virgatum (switchgrass) is the source of this 1030-nucleotide messenger RNA. RefSeq names its product 40S ribosomal protein S9-2. The transcript has 3 exons. Gene Ontology annotation, cellular component: cytosolic small ribosomal subunit. Gene Ontology annotation, biological process: translation; positive regulation of translational fidelity. Bases 130 to 714 code for a protein of 194 amino acids. Gene Ontology annotation, molecular function: rRNA binding; structural constituent of ribosome. Lineage: Eukaryota; Viridiplantae; Streptophyta; Magnoliopsida; Poales; Poaceae. The record is from RefSeq and is a predicted model, not a curated record.
CGCCUCCUCUAUAAGUGCGCCGCCUCCACAGCUUCAUUCGCCUUCCCACCUCCCCCACUUGCAAGUCAUAGCACACCUCGCGGCGGCGGGGCCCGAGACCGGCGGCGGGCGGCGGAGGCAGCAUCAGUCAUGGUGCACGUUAGUUUCUACCGCAACUAUGGUAAAACUUUCAAGAAGCCAAGGCGUCCGUAUGAGAAGGAGCGCCUUGAUGCUGAGCUGAAGCUGGUAGGUGAGUACGGCCUGAGGUGCAAGCGCGAGCUGUGGCGUGUGCAGUAUGCCCUCAGCCGCAUCCGGAAUGCCGCUAGGGAGCUUCUCACCCUUGAUGAAAAGAAUCCCCGCCGUAUCUUUGAGGGUGAGGCACUCCUGCGCCGCAUGAACCGCUACGGUCUCCUCGGUGAGGGCCAGAACAAACUUGAUUACGUUCUUGCGCUCACUGUUGAGAACUUCCUUCAGCGUCGCCUUCAGACAAUUGUCUUCAAGAAUGGCAUGGCAAAGUCCAUCCAUCAUGCUCGUGUGCUCAUCAGGCAACGCCACAUUAGAGUUGGGAGGCAGCUCGUCAACAUUCCCUCAUUCAUGGUCAGAGUUGACUCUGAGAAGCACAUUGACUUCUCCCUUACCAGCCCGCUCGGUGGUGGUGAGCCUGGAAGAGUGAAGAGAAAGAACCAAAAGAAGGCUUCUGGUGGAGGCGGUGAUGGUGAUGAGGAUGAAGAGUGAUCAUGUGAUGAUUGCUCCUGGUUUUGGAAGAGUGAAGAGAAAGAACCAAAAGAAGGCUUCUGGUGGAGGCGGAGGCGGUGAUGGUGAUGAGGAUGAAGAGUGAUCAUGUGAUGAUUGCUCCUGGUUUUGUUGUUAGGACCUAAUUUUGCGGGCCCUGUUAGGACCUAAACAUGUUACAUGAACUGACGCAAAGAGUUGGCCACCGCCAGUUGUCAAAAUUGCGAUUUAAAUUAUCGAAAACCAUCAUUGCUGAGAACUCUGUCAUUGAGUUUUUUAUGUGAUGAAUAUGAAUAUUGCAUGUGAAUUCAGUGAGACA